Messenger RNA from Nelumbo nucifera (sacred lotus), 1510 nucleotides. The record is from RefSeq and is a predicted model, not a curated record. NCBI's taxonomy places the organism in Eukaryota, Viridiplantae, Streptophyta, Magnoliopsida, Proteales, Nelumbonaceae.
UACUAAGCUGGCAAUCCAAUUGUUUUCUCGUUUCUGAUCAACUUCAGAGUAUAUUUCACGCAGUCGGAUGUUGUGCAGUAAGAGAAAUUAUAUUAAAGGCAGUCCACAGGAGAGAGAGGUUGCAAAUGGAGAAUUUAUUUCCAAUUAAUUAGUUCCAACAUCUUCAAAAGAUGUAGAAUGCACAUUCAAACAAAAGCGAGACGUACAAUAACUAUUUUCUAAACCACUGAUACCAAAACAAAAUAACAAACCAAAUGAUGAUUUCCAGGCUGAAUCUGGAUAGCUCCUUUUAAUUUCACCUGAUCAGUUCUCUUGCCCAGUACAUCAUCAUCUAUGCUUAAAAGCCGUUUACAACUUCUUUAUUCUCAAAUAGGCUCUUCUCCAAAUGGAACUGAUGUAAUCCUGCAUUAUGCAUCAUCUCUUUGGAUAUAAAUUCAUGUUAUUAGAUAUACAUAUAUAGACCAGUUGAAGGUAGAGUAGGAAUUUGCAGUAAAAUAUAUAUGGAGGAGGAGGAGAUGGUGUGUAGUAGCAUGGAGGAUGCGGAAAUGGUGAUGACUGAAAUCAGACUUUAGUAAUAUAAAGGCAGCAACCAAUUAGGUUGAUUCUUUAGUAGUAGGGUGGUGGAGGUGGAAGUGGUGAUUUAUAGUAUGGAGGAGGGGAAGCUGAAGGUGGUGGUGGUGACUUGUAAUAGUAUGGAGGGGGAGGUGAGGGUGAUGGUGGAGGUGGUGAUGGAGGUGGCGGUGAGGGAGGUGGAGGGGAUGGAGAUGGUGGUGGUGGGGAUUUGUAAUAAUAUGGAGGAGGAGGUGAUGGAGAUGGUGGUGGAGGAGAUUUAUAAUAGUAGGGAGGAGGAGGUGAUGGAGAUGGUGGAGGUGGUGAGGGAGGGGGAGGUGAAGGAGGUGGUGGGGAUGGAGAUGGUGGUGGAGGAGAUUUAUAGUAAUAGGGAGGAGGAGGUGAGGGAGAUGGUGGAGGUGGUGAUGGAGGGGGAGGUGAAGGAGGUGGUGGUGGAGGAGAUUUAUAGUAAUAGGGAGGAGGAGGUGAUGGAGGGGGAGGUGAAGGGGGUGGUGGGGAUGGAGAUGGUGGUGGAGGAGAUUUAUAGUAAUAGGGAGGAGGUGAUGGAGGGGGAGGUGAAGGUGGUGGUGGGGAUGGAGAUGGUGGUGGAGGAGAUUUAUAGUAGUAGGGUGGAAGCGAUGGAGACGGAGGUGGCGGAGAAGGGGAUGGUGGAGGUGGGGAUUUGUAGUAGUAUGAAGGGGGAGGUGAUGGCGGAGGUGGAGAAUGGAAAUAGAAUGGUGGAGGUGGGGAUGAAGGUGGAGGUGGUUUGUGAAAUAAGGGAGGUAGCACAAUCUCCAAAGCCACAACCCUGCUGGCUAUCAAGCAAAAUGCCAUGGCAUAAAAUAGGAUAGGCCAAAGGGGAGCCAUGUCCGGCCACUUCAAAUGGAUAACGACCAGUCCCUUGUUCAGAAGCAGACCUGAACUUCUAAGUAGAAAAAGAAAAGGAGAUAGAAAGACUACU